Molecule: messenger RNA, 326 nt
Organism: Loa loa (African eye worm)
Lineage: Eukaryota; Metazoa; Nematoda; Chromadorea; Rhabditida; Onchocercidae
Exons: 1
Source: RefSeq, a predicted model, not a curated record
UAUGUUUUAGCUGUUAUGGUAUUGGUCAUAGUUUACGUGAAUGGGCUCUUUGUUUACGAAUUAUUUUGGUACUUAUUACCUUGAUGAUGGCAAUGUCGGUACCAUAUUUAAUUGAAUUAAUGGGACUAGUUGGUAAUAUUACUGGAACAAUGCUAAGUUUCAUUUGGCCAGCUAUGUUUCAUUUGAAAUUAAAAGGAGCAAAUGCAAAAGAAAGUGAUCGAAAAUUUGAUCAAUUUAUUAUUGGUAUUGGUAUUUGCUUAAUGACAAUUGGAUUAUACUUUUCUGCACUUGAAUUAAUACAAGCAAUUCGUUAUGAGGAACGAUAG